Molecule: messenger RNA, 2731 nt
Organism: Synchiropus splendidus (mandarinfish)
Lineage: Eukaryota; Metazoa; Chordata; Actinopteri; Syngnathiformes; Callionymidae
Gene: lin52
Product: lin-52 DREAM MuvB core complex component
Exons: 6
Coding region: 29-367 (112 amino acids)
Biological process (GO): regulation of DNA-templated transcription
Cellular component (GO): DRM complex
Source: RefSeq, a predicted model, not a curated record
UGUGGUGCGUCACGUGAUUCUCCUGAAAAUGGCGUCGCCAAAUGGAGGUGACGAUUUUGAGACGUCUCUGCUGAGUUUGGAAAAGUUGGACCGUGCCUCACCGGACCUGUGGCCUGAGCAGCUACCUGGGGUGGCAGAGUUUGCGGCGUCAUGUAAAAACACCAUCAGUGACUCGCCUCCUAAGUGGAUGGCUGAACUGGAGACAGAGGACAUUGAAAUGUUGAAAGAGCUGGGAAGUCUGACAACACCAAACCUGAUGGAAAAAGUGAAAGGACUUCAGAACCUGGCUUACCAGCUCGGCCUGGAGGAAUCCAGAGAAAUGACCCGAGGAAAGUUCCUGAACAUCCUGGAGAGACAGAAGAAGUGACGUCCCAGUGGGUUUGAUCCGCGAUAACAGUGUAUGAAUAAUGUCAGAUCAGCAGGCUCACCUCAGUGGUGACGACCCAAUGUUGUCCUACCUGAACGUAAAGCUGCCUUUUCUUAUUUAUUCUCUUUUAAAGAUGAUUUUUGUCUACUGUGGAGUUGUAAUACAUUUUUAAAUGAAUGGCUGUUUGUGAGUCACCGUUCUUUUAACUCGUUUCUCAAGCUCUGAUUGGACCUGCGACCAACGUGAGAGGGUUCCGUUCCUUCCAGGUUUUAAUGAGCUCUCCAAGGUCCAGCACACAAAACAUUGCGUAAAAAUAAUAUUUCUCAUUGUCGUCGCCGUUAACCAACGUUGACAUAAUUACUAGGACCAUUUCUCUUCUAAUUAGCAGACUUUGCCGUUGUCCGCGCUGGCGGCCGGGCACAGAGGGAAUCAGACAGGCAUGGCCAAAGGCAAACAAAAGGAAGUCCGUCCGGCAUAAUUAGGUGAGACAAUGCCUCGGACUGUUCUCGGCUGGAGAUGUCGCUGGAUCUCUGGAAGCUUGCUCCCAACAAGUUACACAUCUCCGCGGGCCGCUAAUAAGCCCCUAAUCGCCUUUCCGAUUCACACGGACCGAGGCCGCCGUUUCCUCGGUGGCUUCGCCCCCUGCCUGCGUCUCGCAUGCUCGACAGUUGAGUUACAUCAAACCUGGUUAUACUUAUAGGAUCCGGUUGGAGACCCAGGAUACCCAGAGACCCAGGAUGUACAGGAGACCCAGGGGAACCACUUUCUCUGAGGUUUGGAAUUGUCUCUUGGACUUACAGAGCAACAGGCAAGAGAAAUGUCAGCCCCUGGGUCCACUGAAGGCCAUUGCCCAAAAGAGACACAAGCUACCGUGCUCUAGAGCAGUAAGCUAGAACUUGUGCCUUGCGGUUUUGCCUGGUCCGAGCUGUCCACUGCUACCAAAUCCAGAUGCUUGGUUCAGAGUUCUUUAGGCAAGGACCACCUAGACCUCUGUGUCCUUGCUGGCCAUCCCUUUUGACCGUGGUACUUGAAUAGGACCACACUGCAAGGUUCUACUCUCUUGGUCAAGGAGGCUGGUGCCUGACUAGGAGGGUAUUCGCAUUGCCUUGUUCUGAGGAGGACCCAUACUUAUGAACCAGGGGAAUCUAAAUCCAUCCCUACAGCCAAGGUUUUGCUUCACCAUUUCUUGAAUCACAGCACUGUUGUCCAUUGAUCCAUCUGCUCAACAAGUUGACACCCUCCAUACGUUGCUCUACUGGUGGCUGUUUUCGCCCCAAGUCCUUCCCCCACUUUUCUGCUGGCCUUGCCCUCCGGGAUCCAGGUCAGUGUCUGCAAAUCUGCUCAUCCAUGUAAGAGGCAGCCGGGAGGGCACGGGGAGGGGGGCAGACUCAAGCCCCUCAGUCUGUCCACGGUCUACUUUCACUGCUAACGCGACCUCACAUCACCUCCCUGCCCUGACGAAUGUCACUCCGAUGUGCCCCGAGUCUUAAAAUUAGCUGUCAAUUAGCGCAAAUUAAUCAACUCCUCGCCUAAUUAAGCAAUGUCGACGGGCAGCUAGCAAACAUGCCGUAGAGCGGGAGCCAUGAGAAACCUCACUCUCGCCGCCCUGCAGGUGGAGGGGUUGGGGGUGGCCCGUCACGUCCAAGGUGCUUUGGGAAAAGCAGCAGUUCUGGCUGUGAUUCAGGAUUUCCUCCUGCCUCGCCUCCACAUGUGCGCUGUCAUCAGGUUUGCUGGCGAGAGGAGUGGGGGCAGAGGAUCCUGCUCGAAAUAUUUCUCCGCAUUAGAACCCCUAAACCUUUGUGACCCUGUUUCACACAGAUAACUGGCUCUACCCUGCUGAGGGUGCUCCUGAGUGGAAGCAUCCUUGGGGGACAGGUGUCGGGUAUCCUGUCAGGAUGUCUCCCUCGACAGGGUCUCUUCCAAGUUCAGCACCUGCCGCUCAACUUAGAAGAGACCCAGAACUCACUGGAGGCUGAGGGAACUCCGGGCGUCUUGGCCACCGCCGCCGCUGCCCUCGAGAUCCGACCGCGGUUAAGAAGAAGACACUGGUGGAUGUUUAGAGUAACAACUCACCUUCACACAAGGCACCGACCUCCAGCUUCACCAGGCCACAUCCGCACUUAUACUUGUGAUUAUUCCAAACCCGUCUCUCUCUAAAGCAGCAGGGAGGCGAGACGGGUCGGCCCGACUCACCUCUCCGUGUUAAUGAACGGCUGGAUCCCAGCAGGCCACUGUCUCCUUUGCAUAUUCUAAUCACAUUGAUUUCUUCAUUAAUAGAAUUCACACUAAAUAGCUUCUAAUUACUUUCUGCGCCGUCACGGUCUCCCCCCGUCAGUUCUACGCAGAGUACUCCAGUACACAUCC